Messenger RNA from Lachnellula hyalina, 1416 nucleotides. RefSeq lists its product as uncharacterized. Bases 1 to 1416 code for a protein of 471 amino acids. The transcript has 2 exons. The record is from RefSeq and is a predicted model, not a curated record. Lineage: Eukaryota; Fungi; Ascomycota; Leotiomycetes; Helotiales; Lachnaceae.
AUGUCUAACUCGGAGGCUUUGACGGACGAGUACCUCGCUGAGCUUAUGGAUAAAGAGGCAAAGCGGAGCCUAAAGUAUUCAGGGAUGGGAUUCGAGGGCGAUCUUACUACCUCCAAACCUCCGUCAAAUAAACCGAAACCAAAUACCCGUUUCCUCACCAACAUCAUCAAGGACACCACGAAUCACAACCAAGCUCUCCUAGCCAAAGAAGCCGCCGAGUCCCGCGCUCGCCUCCAGAGUCUUGCGACUGCUGAACGCCGUGGAGAGAAGUCGAGAGUGGUUGGGGGAGGUGAUAUUAGGAAGAGGCAGUUGGGGGAUAUAGCAGCUAUUCUUGGAAACGGGGGAAGGAGGGCUAAGCGUCCGAGAUCAAGGGGUGGGGAGAAGGAAGGGACGGGUAGGAGCGAUGGUGCUGGUGGGGAUGAAGAGCCGAGUCCCAAGAAGAGUCGCCAAGGAAGCAGACGGUUUCGAGAUGAGGGCCGAGAAGAAGAUAUAGCGCCGAAGAGGAAUCGCAGAGAUGACUGCAGGCUUCAAGCCCAGAGCAUAGGGGACGAAAGUGAGAAGGACGCGGUAGAGAAGCGUCAUUCAAAGGAAUAUUGGAAACGAAGGCAUCCGAGUCAGGAAGAUAGAAGUGACGAAGAAGAUUCCAAGAGACGUUCAAAGAGCGAGAGAAGGGGACGGCAUAAGAGUCUAGAAGAGGACGAAGAACCAAAGAUCAGCGCCGAGGGGGCAUCGAAGAGAAAGCACCGUAGUCGAGACACUGAUAGCGAAGAAGAGGAGGAAUCUCGAAGUCACCGACACCGUCAUAGAAGACAUAGAAGCCGGAGUACUUCCAAGGACAGAGAGCAAAGAAGGCGACACAGAUCACGUUCACGCUCACCAAGAGAGCACCGAGACAAGGAAUCCCGACACGGGAACCGAUCAUCUCGAAAACGCUCACGAUCACCUCGGCGCCCCCAAAAAGAGUCACCCUUACCUACCAAGAGAAAAGAACAAACAGACUACGACUCUGACCCCCUCGAAUCAAUCAUUGGCCCAGCACCACCCCCACCAGUCCGCUCGCGCGGGCGUGGCACCUUCUCGCACCUGUCCGGCGGAAUCGACUCGCGCUUCUCAGCGGACUACGACCCGACGGCCGACGUCCACCUCGACGUCGAUGAAGAGAACGACUGGGACCAAGCCCUAGAAGCAUUACGCGAUCGCCAGAAGUGGAAGCAGCAAGGCGCUGAUCGGUUACGGGCGGCGGGCUUCACGGAAGACGAGAUUGGGAAGUGGGAGAAGGGGGGAGAGAAGAGGGAGGAGGAUGUUAGGUGGGCAAAGAAGGGGGAGGGGCGGGAGUGGGAUAGGGGGAAGAUUGUUGAUGAUGAGACGGGUGGAGUUAGUAUUGAGCCGAUGUUUGGGAGGUUGAAGGACAGUUAG